Messenger RNA from Pterocles gutturalis (yellow-throated sandgrouse), 1317 nucleotides. RefSeq names its product poly(A)-specific ribonuclease (PARN)-like domain containing 1 (gene PNLDC1). The record is from RefSeq and is a predicted model, not a curated record. Gene Ontology annotation, biological process: nuclear-transcribed mRNA poly(A) tail shortening. The annotation marks the transcript as partial. The transcript has 16 exons. NCBI's taxonomy places the organism in Eukaryota, Metazoa, Chordata, Aves, Pterocliformes, Pteroclidae. Gene Ontology annotation, molecular function: RNA binding; poly(A)-specific ribonuclease activity. Gene Ontology annotation, cellular component: endoplasmic reticulum; cytoplasm.
UCGGGAGUUACAGAUGUUGAAUUCAGCCUCUCUGCAUGUAGCAUUCAGUUCCUGUCUCAUUAUGGCUUUGACUAUAAUAAGUUCCUCAAAGAUGGAAUCCCAUACAUGAAUGAGGUACAGGAGAAGAUCCUUAGCCAGCAUCUCUUAGAGAGUAGCUGGAAAAUCAGCAGUACUGAUGCUCUGGACAGGGAUGUGCUGAAGGCAGCUAUUGAUGAAGUGACCCGUUGGAUAGCUGCAGCAGAGGAAGAGGAGACUAUGAUUCUGCAGGAUCUGAGUGACUGCCAGAUGUUUGAAGUUCAGCUGGUUCUGAGACAGGCUCUCCAAAAUGUUUGGACACAGCCUCUUGGAGACAAGAAGGUAAUGGUGAAAAAGGUGAGUCCACAGCAUCGUCAGCUUCUGGAGAACUCUCCUUAUGACUACUGCCAGAAGGAGCUCAUUCUCCUGUCUGCUCGGGGCUUCACCAACCUCUUCCAGACACUUGUUAAAGCCAAGAAGCCCCUGGUGGGACACAACAUGCUUAUGGACCUUAUGCAUCUUCACGACAAGUUCUACAAGCCCCUGCCAGAAAGCUAUGAGGAAUUUAAAAGGAACAUUCACAACCUGUUUCCUGUCCUCAUAGACACCAAGACUGUAACUAAAUCCAUCUGGAAGAAAUGUCACUUUCCUCGAGCAUCUAAUCUUUUGGAGGUGUAUGCGGUUUUGUGCAGCAGCCUGAAUCCUGAAGAUCCAACGUGCCCAGUGAUAGCUCUGGCAAGUGACUGCUCACAAUAUGCUGAGAAGAAAUCCCCUCACGAGGCAGGCUAUGAUGCAUUUCUCUGUGGUUCAGUUCUUCUGAAGUCAGCUCAUUUGCUACUGUGCAGACCCACAGAUGAUGCAGUGGAGGCUGAUCCUUCUUUCUCUGAAUAUCUCACCGCGUUAGCUGAGUAUCUGAACAAAGUGAAUUUCAUCCGAGGUGGUGUUUCAAGCAUUAAUUUUUCUGGGGAAGAUGUUCCCUGCCAACAUCCCCCUGUCUUGGUUGUCCAUGUCCGAGGCUGGCCAGGGCUGAAUGAAAGGCAUAUUUAUCAAGAGUUUAAAGCUCUCUGUUGCUUUGAUGUCAGGCGGCUUUCAAAGAACCAGUUCAUUCUGCUCUCCAGUAAAUUUAAGCACGUCAGGCUUGUUCUGCGAGAUUACAAGCAUCACCCUCAUCUGCGGGUUUCUGUCUAUCGCCACUGGAGGCACUCUCCACACGUGAACUGCCUUCUGCAAGUCUCUGGUAUUGUGGCACUGUGGUCUCUCUUGGCCUUUGUACUUGGAGGAGCUCCUGGCUGUUGGUUCUGA